GUGCGUGUGCGAGCAAGGCCGGGAAAAAUAUGGCGGCGCCCGUCUUGAGUGUUUCCACCCCUCGAUGGGAAAGAAUAGCCAGGUUGCUGGUCUGUCUGUUAGGAAUUCUGCUCUCUUUAUACGCGUUUCACGUGGAGAGGGAAAAAUCCCGAGAUGCGGAUUACAGGGCCAUGUGUGACCUGAGUUAUUCUAUCAGCUGUUCCAAAGUGUUCACCUCCAGAUGGGGUCGAGGAUUCGGACUGUUGGGAUCUAUCUUCGGUAACAGCAGUGCAUUAAACCAGCCAAACAGUGUCUAUGGACUACUCUUUUAUGUCUUUCAGCUGUUACUGGGUUUGACCGCAAGUGCGAUGGCGGCGCUGAUCCUCAUGACCACGUCCAUCGUAUCAGUGAUAGGCUCGCUCUACCUGGCCUACAUCCUCUACUUUGUCCUGAAAGACUUCUGCAUCAUCUGCAUCACCACAUACGUACUGAACUUUAUUCUGCUUGUGCUCAACUACAAGCGACUGGUGUAUUUAAACGAGGCCUGGAAGCAACAGCUUCCAGUCAAGAAUGACUAACUGAAAACAGAGAACAGAAUGAACGGGAGAAUAAAUGAAAAGACCUCUGAAUGUUAGAUCUGCCACCGGGAGACCUUGCUUCCAAACUCAUGUUUGUUCUGCAUACGUGUACAAAUAAAAAUCCACAAUCUGAAGAAAAUCAAAUCCUAGGGCCACCGAUCACAAGUUCGUUUCCAUUUACUAAGGAAGGAACUAAUAAUGGCUUUCGUCCACUUUCAUUAUUUUUUCUUGCUCGUGAGAAAUGGGGCCGACAGGAGACGAGUCAAAAAAAUAAACGUGGCACUGUUCCGAAUAUGGACAGAGGACAUCCUGUGAAGAGAGAAAUCGUAGAAAAGUCAGACUUGUCUGAUAUGGUGCUUACUUGAAUUCAGCAGAAGUCUUGUUCUUUUAGAGCUGUACAGCCAACCGAGUUAUAAUCUUUUAAGAGAAGUGCAUGAUGAUGAGGUUUAUGUACGGGUCGCAGAAAGAAAUUCCAUUACAAGACACAGAAAGGACAGUAACUGUUAAGAAACAAAAACCAAUUCUAAUAUUUUUAUGUUUACAUAUUUGUUUCUUUAUGAAUAGGACCACUAAUUUUAAAAUAGGGAGAAGAGAGGGAGACAUGUGGAUGUUUGUGUGUAGAUCAGAAUUAUUGUUCCAUUAACUUUUUUUCCAUUUGUUUUUUUUCUAUGUUGUAACGUUUUACAUUUUUCAGUCUCUCCAGGAUCUUGCAGCCAAUGUUUGUGACUAAAACGCUCGACUUUGCAGCAGCACCAGCUUUUCCUGUUCUAUGCUCUAUUUAUUUAUUUUUCUGGAAAAGGGGGAGGGGGCGUUACAACUAAACUGUAGAAAUGUGUGAUAAUGACCUUUGCCAGUGGUCUUUGGGAAGUUGUGAGUCUGAGUGCUGAUGUAUGCUGUAAGUCAUUCAUGAUUGGUGGGUAGCACUGUCACCUUACAUCAUCCCAAGGUCCUGGGGUUGAUUCCCAGGUGGAGCAAACCAGGUCCUUUCUGUGUGGAGUUUGCAUGUUCUCCCUGAGUCUGUGUGGGUUUCCUCCGGGAGCUCCGGUUUCCGGUUUCCUCCCACAGUCCAAAGACAUCCAAGUGAGGUGAAUUGGAGACGUAAAGUUGUCCAACUGAUGAAUCUUGUGUAACCAGUAACUACCUGUCCUGUCAUGAAUGUGUAAAAUAUGAUGUGAAGGGCGGCACGGUGGCUAAGUGGAUAGCACUGUCGCCUCACAGCAAGAGGAUACUGGGUUCGAUCCCCAGGUGGGGCGGUCCAGGUCCUUUCAUGAGUUUGCAUGUUCUCCUCGUGUCCGUGUGGGUUUCCUUCAGGUGCUCCGGUUUCCUCCCACAGUCCAAAGACGUGCAAGUGAGGUGAAUUGGAGAUACCAUGACCCCUGUCCACCAGUAUUGUUGAAGAAGUGUUCACCUUGGUAAUGGGAGGCUGCAAGUUUGAGCGCCCAACUCGCUAUGCUCUAUCCAUCCAUGGCCAUUUGCUCACCUGCCAAUUUCAGGUGUAAAGAUGAGAACUUGCUGACCAUCUAAAUCAGGAAUGCAAAGUAAAAUAUUUUAGACAUUCUUUUCAGUUGUGACUUUCAUUUGUGCUCCAGAACAGUGUUGCAUUGCAUACAAAAUAGGUCUCUUGCUUUAAGGUACCAGAAACAUUUAUUUGUGAAAAAUAAAGGUUAACCACAUGCUUACAAUGAUUGUAGAAGCACCUUUGAUCAAUGUAUCCGUUUAGCUUGGAGAAAUUGCAUUAAUGAGCAAUUGAGAUUCCUGGUGGGACUGAUGUUUGUUUCAGGAUGUAAACGGGACUAAGUACAGAUUUGUUAUCUUUUGAACUUCUUCUUUAAUCAUGUUGUAGAUCUGCACCAUGCAUUCAUGUUCCACUUUUUACCUAUGAUUUAUCAGGCACCCAUUAUGUGUAGUCUAACUCUGUUAUAGUCAUUUGUUUUAAUAGUAUUAUUAUUAUUUUUUGGGGAUUGAAGUCCUCGGUCAGGGCUCAGUAUUUGGGAAAGCCGAAGUUCACAGUAAUGGAAAGACUGACUUUGUGAAUGAGCUCGGAACACAGCUGGUCCUUCUCUCCACCUCGCCGAGAGGGCUCAUCAGACAAACUCCACUACUGUAUCUUUUGUAAAUAAUCUUGUAUGUCAGCAUUUCUGUUCACAUGGUAAUAUUCACUAGAAAAUAAUGUGCCUCAACAUUUUUUUGUCCUUUACUGUGUUGUACUUAAAAGUAUUUCAUUGUC
Molecule: messenger RNA, 2784 nt
Organism: Trichomycterus rosablanca
Lineage: Eukaryota; Metazoa; Chordata; Actinopteri; Siluriformes; Trichomycteridae
Gene: vkorc1l1
Product: vitamin K epoxide reductase complex, subunit 1-like 1
Exons: 3
Coding region: 30-557 (175 amino acids)
Biological process (GO): peptidyl-glutamic acid carboxylation; vitamin K metabolic process
Molecular function (GO): vitamin-K-epoxide reductase (warfarin-sensitive) activity
Source: RefSeq, a predicted model, not a curated record